Molecule: messenger RNA, 1737 nt
Organism: Dermatophagoides pteronyssinus (European house dust mite)
Lineage: Eukaryota; Metazoa; Arthropoda; Arachnida; Sarcoptiformes; Pyroglyphidae
Gene: Gad1
Product: glutamate decarboxylase
Biological process (GO): GABA biosynthetic process
Cellular component (GO): cytoplasm
Molecular function (GO): glutamate decarboxylase activity; pyridoxal phosphate binding
Source: RefSeq, a predicted model, not a curated record
UGAAAUUUAUCAUAAAUGUUGAUUUCAAAAGCAUAAUUUCAUCGAAAUUUUUUUGUUAUCAUUGUCAAUUUGUUACCAUAUCAUCCAAUAUGCAAAACUGUAACGAUUCGAAUACGACUGGUUCGUCGGUCGAUCUGAGCAAAAUCUAUCAUUCAGAUAUUUUUCCGAUGAAAGAAAAUUCUUCAUUAUCUACCAGAGAAUUUUUACAACGAGUGAUCGAUAUUUGUCUUGAAUUUAUUGACGAAUCAAAUGAUCGAUCACAGCCAAUAUUACGUUAUUAUGAUCCUGAAGAAAUGAAAAUGAAGUUUAAUUUUGAUAUUGGCGAAGAACCAUUAAAUCUGGAACAAAUUGUCCGUGAUUGUGCACAAGCACUUUACUAUCAAGUUCGAACUGCUCAUCCUCAUUAUUUCAAUCAACUAUCAUGUGGAUUGGAUAUUGUUUCAUUGGCCGGUGAAUGGUUGACAGCUGCAGCUAAUACAAACAUGUUUACCUAUGAAAUAGCUCCGGUAUUCAUCUUAAUGGAACAUGAAGUGUUGAAAAAAAUGCGACAAAUCAUCGGAUUCAAUGAUGGUGAUUCCAUUUUAGCACCAGGAGGUGCCAUCUCCAAUCUAUACGCUGUAAUCGCAUCUCGACAGCAAAUGUUUCCAGAAUAUAAAACCAAAGGACUGAAUGCUUUACCCCAACAGCUGGUGCUUUUCACAUCCGAACAUAGUCAUUAUUCAAUCAAAAGUGCUGGAUCGGUUUGCGGAUUUGGUACUGAUAAUGUUAUUGAAGUACCAUGCGAUGAAAAAGGUAAAAUGAUUCCAUCGGAGCUUGAAAGAUUAGUAAAAGCUCAAUAUGAAAUGGGAAACCGGCCAUAUUUUGUCAAUUGUACCUGUGGUACAACUGUUCUUGGUUCAUUCGAUCCAAUCAAUCCAAUUGCUGACAUUUGUGAAAAGUAUAAUCUUUGGCUUCAUGUUGAUGCAGCCUGGGGCGGUGGAUUAUUGCUUUCAUCAAAACAAAGACAUAAACUACAUGGAAUCGAAAGAGCUCGUUCGGUUACUUGGAAUCCUCAUAAAUUGAUGGGUACAUUGCUUCAAUGUUCUACUAUUCAUUUUAAACAAGAUGGAUUGUUGCUGGAAACAAAUCAAAUGUGUGCUGAUUAUCUAUUUCAACAGGAUAAACAUUAUGAUAUCACCUAUGACACUGGCGAUAAAGUAAUUCAAUGUGGUCGACAUAAUGAUAUUUUUAAAUUAUGGCUUAUGUGGCGUUCUAAAGGCGAUAAAGGAUAUGAACGUCAUAUUGAUCAUCUGUUUGAAAUGACCGACUACAUGGUAAAAGGCAUCAAAGCAAGGGGUGAUAAAUUUCACAUGGUUUUAGAAAAUCCAGAAUGUGUCAAUGUAAGCUUUUGGUAUGUUCCAAACCGUCUUCGAGGUAUUCCUCAUAAUGAAGAAAGAAUCAAAGAAUUGGGUAGAAUUACACCCAUUUUGAAAGCACGAAUGAUGCACAAAGGAACAUUAAUGAUUAGCUAUCAACCAUUGGGCGAUAUACCAAAUUUUUUUCGCAAUAUAAUAUCAAAUUCCGGUGUUCAGAAAAAAGAUGUUGAUUUUUUGCUUGACGAAUUGGAUCGUCUUGGUCACGAUCUUUAAAUCAAUUCAAUUACUAGUUUACUAUUAUCUCUUAUACUCUUAUUUCUCAUUCAAACCUUGAUUUUUUCGCAAGUCUUCUAUUAGCAAUUAUUAUAGAAAUGUGUUGCAG